Molecule: messenger RNA, 1215 nt
Organism: Sinocyclocheilus grahami
Lineage: Eukaryota; Metazoa; Chordata; Actinopteri; Cypriniformes; Cyprinidae
Product: myocyte-specific enhancer factor 2C-like
Exons: 9
Coding region: 406-1215 (269 amino acids)
Biological process (GO): heart development; cell differentiation; positive regulation of transcription by RNA polymerase II
Molecular function (GO): DNA-binding transcription factor activity, RNA polymerase II-specific; histone deacetylase binding; protein dimerization activity
Source: RefSeq, a predicted model, not a curated record
AGAGAGAGAGAGAGAGAGCUCAACAACAUCAGUCGCAAUAACGGCUUAAUCAUUCCUCACCGUGGACGACCGACACCAACCUCAGCAUCUGAAACGCUUUAUUAGACACGAGAAAAAUAACACGCAUUAAGAAAACGACACUUUUUUUUCUGGAGGUGGUGAUUUUUGGUGGAUUUUAAGUGUGAAGCGGUGAAGUCCACCCGGCGGCUCAACACCUUCAGUCACACCGCAGGACAAACUUCACCGGACACACUUCAGACGCACCAUGAAGUACAGCUACUGGAAUCUUUGAAUUGAGUGGAGGAAGUCAAGAGAAGAAAGCCUGGUUUGAAGAAAAAGCAAGCAAAAACAGGGACAAAAGUAUAAAGUUCAUUGGAGAAAGAGAGAGACAAAAAGACGGGGACAAUGGGGAGGAAAAAGAUUCAGAUCACACGGAUUAUGGAUGAGCGCAACAGACAGGUGACGUUUACAAAGAGAAAGUUUGGCCUGAUGAAGAAAGCCUAUGAGCUGAGCGUGUUGUGUGACUGUGAGAUUGCCCUCAUCAUCUUCAACAGUACCAACAAGCUGUUCCAGUAUGCCAGCACAGAUAUGGACAAAGUGUUGCUCAAAUACACUGAGUACAAUGAGCCACAUGAGAGCAGGACCAACUCCGACAUUGUGGAGGCUGUGCCCUCCUCCACCUACGAGAUGCCCAUCCCCAUGAAUAACCAGAUAUACCCAGGCAAUCAUAACCUGCUUCCACUGGCCCACCACGGCCUGCAGAGAAACAGCAUGUCACCCGGGGUCACACACAGACCACCUAGUGCAGGUGGUCUGAUGGGCACUGAUCUCUCCACUGGCGCGGGCACCAGUGCUGGUAAGGACGGCAUCCCCAUAUACUACAGAAAUGGCUAUGGAAACCACCGUAACUCUCCAGGACUUCUGGUGUCCUCCGGAGGCAUGAACAAGAGCAUGCAGGCCAAGUCCCCUCCACCGGUGAACCUGGGGAUGAACAGCCGUAAACCUGACCUACGGGUGCUCAUCCCACCCGGGGUCAAGAACAACAUGCCCUCUAUUUCUGAGGAUAUUGACCUUCUAUUGAAUCAGAGAAUAAACAACUCUCAGUCUGCGCAGUCACUGGCUACCCCCGUGGUUUCUGUAGCGACGCCCACUCUACCAGGACAGGGAAUGGGCGGCUACCCAUCAGCCAUUUCCACCUCAUAUGGUACUGAUUGA